AUGACAUUAACACGUACCAGCUCCUUCCGUCCAAGCCGUCGCUAUUCCCAUCCCCCACGUCACCUUUCUCCGGUUAUCAUCACCCUUCACCUCUACUUGAUCCAGCUCUCCCUCCUCCCAUCGUCUUCACUCGCUACACGCCUUUCCAACCCAGAAGGUCUUCCAGUUCUUGGUCGCACCAAGUCGGAUCUCUGUGCUCUCGACGUGGAUCAAUCCCGGUACGCUCUGGAUCUCGUGCAGCUCGCACUGCCGCCGUCCCUUUCCCACCCUUCGGAUCUUGACGCUUCCCAAGCUUUUCCUACGGUUUUCUGCUUUGUCAACACCAUCUCCGUGUACCACAAGACCCGGGCUCAAGCAGUCGCGGAGACGUGGGGUCAGCGCUGUACUAAGCUCGUGUUCUUCAGCAAUACUACCGACACGAUCGUUGUUGGUGGGGCCAACUCGGCCAACGAGCGGCACUUUGACGUGAUUGCGAUCGACGCUGUUGCUGAUCACAAUCAUCUAUGGCAAAAACAUCGAGCCACACUUCGGUAUGUGCAUCAGCACUUUCGACACGAGUACGAGUGGUUCUACAAAGCUGAUGACGAUGCAUACGUGAUACUGGACAACUUGAGGCAGUACUUAACAAGACCAGAGAUCAUGGAGACGUACAAGCGCGAGCCAAUGCAACUGGGGCACAGGUUGAAUUUAACGCAAGACCUUGUGAGCUAUUACAUUGUGGACGAGGCACUGGAAGAGAUCUGGAGAACGAGAUGGGACCGAUGGGUCUUCAACUCGGGGGGACCGGGGUAUGCCAUGAAUCGACUCUACCUCGACCAGAUUGUCCAGACUUUGCCAGACUGGACGUGCUUGUCGGAUCGGUACAGUGAAAUGCUGCCGGACGAUGCAUCGAUCUCGUUCUGCAUGAUGUGGCACGACGUCUUGCCGUGGGAUACGCGGGACCACCAAGGACGAGAGCGAUGGCACGCUGAUCGACCCAAAGGCGUCUUUUUCACGGAUCCGAGUCGAGCGGAGGAGUGGUACGUCCAAUACCAUCAGCAUAUUGGUGGCGUACGGUGGAAGCAAGAAAGCACGGCGCCGGAUAGCGUGGCUUUCCAUUACAUUAGUCCAGCGCUCAUGUACCAUCUUGAACGCACGCUGUACUUCUGCCGCACUGGAGACGAUGUGCCCACCAUUGCUGCCUUCAACGAGAGGUACAAUUUAGCUAUAGGUGACGCUGUCAUGGUGUACCAGGAUGAAAGUGCCGUAUCGGGAUAG
Messenger RNA from Peronospora matthiolae, 1257 nucleotides. NCBI's taxonomy places the organism in Eukaryota, Oomycota, Peronosporomycetes, Peronosporales, Peronosporaceae. The record is from the annotation of a GenBank genome assembly.